Ctenocephalides felis (cat flea) is the source of this 2040-nucleotide messenger RNA. RefSeq lists its product as uncharacterized. The record is from RefSeq and is a predicted model, not a curated record. NCBI's taxonomy places the organism in Eukaryota, Metazoa, Arthropoda, Insecta, Siphonaptera, Pulicidae. Bases 805 to 2040 code for a protein of 411 amino acids. The transcript is spliced from 3 exons.
UAGUGUAAUUAGAAAAACUGAACAUAUGAAACAGGCGCCCUGUCGUCGUCGCCGCUUAAACUUCGAAGUCAAUUCUGCGAUCGUACACGUCGUUCGAACACACACCUAAAACAAAAUGUCGAGGCACAAUCACAAGGAACUCUAGCAGCUGCAGAGCACAGCCGAAUGCGCGAAGCACGAUAGUACUGAAGUGAUUAAACGAGAAAGUAUUGAAUGCAAUUCAAUGUGAUUGUGAUAAUGAAAUAUUUUUUAAUAACUGCAAAUGAAGCACUACACAUAAUAUUAAAUAAAUGUGUUCCCUUACUGAAAUGCACAAGCGUACGAGAGCCGUGAUCGAACAAGUGAAGUGAAUACAAGUGAGUGAAACAGAUAUCUUUUUUAUCGCUUGCUACAGCUACAGGGUCCGCCAUUGCCCAUGUUAAUAAUCGACGCCGAGCGAUGAGCAAGAUAUUUCGUAGUUAAAGAAACGAAUUAACUUGAUAUAUUAACUUGAGACUGUCGAAUUUACAGAAGAAGGUUUUUGUGAAAUUUGUUUUAGUGUAUCAAUACAGUUAUUAUUAGGUUAUUAGUUCAGAAGCUCCGAUCGAUUACUUCAGACGGACAUGACUUGCCACCUCGUUCACCGAGUUGUUCGAAGUGGCGAUUAAGCAUUUUUUUAGAAACUAUUAACGCCAGUAACACUAAAAAUGAGCGAACAAUGAUUUCUUAUUAUAAAUAAUUCGAGCUCUUUUGUUAUGGCGAAGACUGUGCAUUUGUUCAAGAGAUAUUGUAUUUGACUAGCGUCGAUCUUUUGAGUGAUACAAAAUGGAGGAAGAGCAACGUAGGUUGAAGUUGUUAGAUGAUCUGCAAAAAUACGUUCCGUUUUUGAGGGCAAUGAUCGCUAAUUUACAAAAUUCUUCAAAAACUCAAGAAAAACAAAGAAGUCCUCAAUUAAGCAAAAUGAUGUCCUUGUUGUCCCUUCUGACAGAUCAAAAAAGAAAAUUGAAAGCCCAUACCCUUGAGAAGUGCGAAGAUGUUUUGCGAAAGCUCUACGACAAAAUGGAAUUGAGUGCUUCUGUGAAGAAGCGCAACUAUCCAAAAAUCGCGAUGUUAGAUUCAAAUAUCAAAGAUGGAACGGAUAACCCAAUCCAUUCGCCUUUAAAUAUUAUACUUGAUAGGCUAAAUGCAUCGAAUUCUUCAGCUCCUGCUAGUCCUAGUCCGCCUUUGUUUGAUUCUAAUUUGAAUAUACCUAUAAUAAUUCCCACUGAAAGAGUAUGCGAAGAAUCUUCAAACUCCCCACAACGCGUGAAACCUCUGGCACAAGAUAAUAAAAAUACGUAUUCUGCAAGUGUAGAUAAUUCUGAUGUUUUGUUUAUGCGACGACCAGCAACUUCAUGUAAAUCUAAUUCCAGAGGAAAUGAUGAUUCACAACAUGUAUUGCCAAAAUCACCAUCUAGAACUAUAAAUACUUCACCUUCUCAAUUUUCUCCAAAAAAAAUAGAUUUAUACAGAAGUGAUAACACCGAUUCUUAUAUACAACAAACCAAUAUAUCAAAAUGCAGUCCUACUGCAGAAAAAAGAAGAAUAACUGUUUUCGAUAGAUUAGGAGAAAAGUUAGUGCAUACUGAAAGCCCAUUAGUAAAUAAUAGUAAAAAAACACCUUUGAAAUGUUCUAAUGAUAAAGUUCCAAAAAGUGCAACUUUAAUCACUAAUCUCACAAAACAACUAAAAGAAGCUCAAUUGCAACAAGAAAUUGAAUCAGAUAUAGCUAAUUAUUUGACGCAAAAUGAAGAAAAUGAUUUUAUUAAAAAUACAAAUACUCUAACUGGAAAAAUUUCCAAACCGAAUCAAUCCGUUGUUAUGCCAAAGAAACAAGAAUCUUCUUGCGGUAUUAAGAAGUCGACACCUGUACUUAAAGCAACAACUCGUAAAUUGGAAGACUCAAGUGUUUUUGGUGAUGUUCUAGCCAAACUAGAUAAAACCUUAAUAGAUAACGUUAGUAAAAAUCCAAACAUAAAACCACAGAGUUUAAGGAUUCUAAAGAAGAUAAAAGUAUAUUAG